Messenger RNA from Hemiscyllium ocellatum (epaulette shark), 918 nucleotides. Its product is annotated as trichohyalin-like. Lineage: Eukaryota; Metazoa; Chordata; Chondrichthyes; Orectolobiformes; Hemiscylliidae. The transcript is spliced from 4 exons. The annotation marks the transcript as partial. The record is from RefSeq and is a predicted model, not a curated record.
GAGAGAGAGAACGACGACAGAGAGAGAGAGAACGACGACAGAGAGAGAGAGAGAACGACAGAGAGAGAACGACAGAGAGAACAACGACACAGAGAACAACGACACAGAGAACAACGACACAGAGAACAACGACACAGAGAACAACGACACAGAGAACAACGACACAGAGAACAACGACACAGAGAACAACGACACAGAGAACAACGACACAGAGAACAACGACACAGAGAACAACGACACAGAGAACAACGACACAGAGAACAACGACACAGAGAACAACGACACAGAGAACAACGACACAGAGAACAACGACACAGAGAACAACGACACAGAGAACAACGACACAGAGAACAACGACACAGAGAACAACGACACAGAGAACAACGACACAGAGAACAACGACACAGAGAACAACGACACAGAGAACAACGACACAGAGAACAACGACACAGAGAACAACGACACAGAGAACAACGACAGAGGGAGCAACGACAGAGGGAGCAACGACAGAGGGAGCAACGACAGAGGGAGCAACGACAGAGGGAGCAACGACAGAGGGAGCAACGACAGAGGGAGCAACGACAGAGGGAGCAACGACAGAGGGAGCAACGACAGAGGGAGCAACGACAGAGGGAGCAACGACAGAGGGAGCAACGACAGAGGGAGCAACGACAGAGGGAGCAACGACAGAGGGAGCAACGACAGAGGGAGCAACGACAGAGGGAGCAACGACAGAGGGAGCAACGACAGAGGGAGCAACGACACAGAGAGAGAGAGCGACGACACAGAGAGAGAGAGCGACGACACAGAGAGAGCGACGACAGAGAGAGAGAGAGAGAGCGACGACACAGAGAGAGAGAGCGACGACACAGAGAGAGCGACGACACAGAGAGAGAGCGACGACACAGAGAGAGAGCG